Messenger RNA from Daucus carota subsp. sativus, 1328 nucleotides. Its product is annotated as DNA repair protein XRCC2 homolog. Gene Ontology annotation, biological process: double-strand break repair via homologous recombination. The record is from RefSeq and is a predicted model, not a curated record. The transcript is spliced from 10 exons. Gene Ontology annotation, cellular component: Rad51B-Rad51C-Rad51D-XRCC2 complex; replication fork. Lineage: Eukaryota; Viridiplantae; Streptophyta; Magnoliopsida; Apiales; Apiaceae. The coding region runs from base 48 to 1031 and encodes 327 amino acids.
CUCUCUCCUCGCCCCCCCCCCCCCUCUCUCUCUCUCUCUCUGUGGCGAUGGAAUCAAGUUCAGGAGUUAGAAAAUGGAUAGAAGCAGACGAGAGCGCAAAAGAAUUGCUAUCUAGGGUUUUAAUUCAGUUGUUUUUACCACCUCCAUUACACAACUUUCCUUUUCGCCUUGGCAAUGUCGUUGAGAUUGUGGGCCCCUCCCCCUCCGCCAAGACUCACAUUCUUAUGCAGGCUGCGAUACGCUGUAUACUUCCCAAGGAGUGGAAGGGUGUGCAUCAUGGAGGUCUAGAUCAUGCCGUGAUGUUUAUUGAUUUGGAUUGUCGUUUUGACAUUUUACACUUUUCACGGUUACUAGAGCAUCAGAUAACGAUUGCUGAAGGACUUAAAUUCAGUGAAGAGAUUGACAGAGAUUCACUUGGUGGUUACGUGAAGAACUUAACUUCCAUGUGCUUAAGAAGGUUCUUCUAUGUUCGUUGUUAUGAAAGUCUCCAAUUUCUUGCAACUCUUAAGACAAUGCAUACAAAGAUACAGGAGCAAAAGGAAAAUCAUGGUGUUGGCAUUCACAUGCUUAUAAUUGACAGUAUUGGAGCUUUCUACUGGACAGAUCGUGCUUUGUCAUCCUUGACGUUAGGGGAUACAAACAGGAAAGGUCUCUCUCUUCAAGCCGUGUCAGAUACUGUUGUGGAGGAAUUACGGAAGCUUCUGCAGUUGCAUCCUAUGGUUAUUUUGACAACCAAAACAGUAAAUUUACAGGGCAGAUGUUUAAAACAUGAAAUAAAAAGUGUUCCAAGAAAUAUGUCCUCCAGAGAUGCCACAUUUUUUAGGGCCACAAGAAGCAAACCCGAAAAUAAUCCUUACCGUGAAUAUAUGCCUUCUGUCUGGCAGAAUUUUGUUACGCACAGAGUACUCAUCAGACCUUCAGAUGAUGAAAAUCAAAGGCCUCCGAUAUUUUCUUCUGAGUGGUUGCUGCCCUUACUGAAUAGAACUGACAGAUUUACUUUUGGAGAUAAUGUCAUCCUUACCGUACCCUGAAGGUGCUUCGGCUCAAGAUGUGCUGCUGCUUUUUUCUUAGUAUCACAGGGAAUUUGUGAAGCACAGGAUUGCUGAAGUUCAAGCAUAUAGACUUCAAAAAAAUUGUACAGGUCUGCAUACACUGUAGUCAAGAUGGAAAAUCUCAAGUUUAUAAUUACUCUUCACCGUAUUGUCUGAUUCACAGUUCUCUGUGAUUCACAGUUCUCUGGGAUAGUGGAAUACAUGUACAGAUACUAAUCAUGCACUAGAAGAUAGUACAAUGAUAUUAUACUUUGGUUAUAUUAUUAUAACAAGGUC